AUGCAGCCUCAGCGCAAGUAUCGGGUGACAGCAUCAGUGGAGGGCAAAUUUUCGUUCUGCAGCGAUCUGGCUCGCACCAAUGGUGUGGGCGGCAGUGCUUCCACCCGCAUGGACUAUGCAGCAGCAGCAGUCGCCAUGCGCACUGCCACCACUGUCCGACUGGGAAGUCGCAAGGGAAGUCUCACAUACGUGGUGACUUUUGAGUCGACUCAAAAGGUGGUGCUUGUCGAAGUAUAG
Closterium sp. Yama58-4 is the source of this 237-nucleotide messenger RNA. The record is from the annotation of a GenBank genome assembly. NCBI's taxonomy places the organism in Eukaryota, Viridiplantae, Streptophyta, Zygnematophyceae, Desmidiales, Closteriaceae.